This is a messenger RNA of Hyaloscypha bicolor E, 1623 nucleotides long. RefSeq names its product natural resistance-associated macrophage protein. Gene Ontology annotation, biological process: iron ion transport; intracellular manganese ion homeostasis. Bases 1 to 1623 code for a protein of 540 amino acids. Gene Ontology annotation, molecular function: cadmium ion transmembrane transporter activity; manganese ion transmembrane transporter activity. Lineage: Eukaryota; Fungi; Ascomycota; Leotiomycetes; Helotiales; Hyaloscyphaceae. The record is from RefSeq and is a predicted model, not a curated record. The transcript has 4 exons. Gene Ontology annotation, cellular component: membrane.
AUGGCGGAGAUCAAGCCCACUCAAGCCGACAAGGAUGUUGCGCUGGGGGAGAAGGACGAGAAGAUGGGGAUGGACGUUGCCGUGGUGGAGAGCCAACAAACCCCUCAGAGAUCACCGAGAGAACGAGUCGCCCGCUUCACCAACUCCAUCUUCACGAGGAAGACUUUCAAUGAUACAGGCAGCGUUCUCUGGAAAUUUGCAAGAUUUGCGGGGCCGGGAGCAGUCAUCAGCGUGGCAUACGUCGACCCAGACAAUCUGCAGUCCAAUGUCACGGCUGGUGCUCAGUUCCGGUUCAAACUCUUGUUCAUGAUUCUUUUCUCGAAUGUCGUUGCUGUUUUCCUGCAGGCUCUGUCUACGAAGUUGGGAUGUGUCACGGGAAUGGACUUGGCUCAGAUGAAUCGCGCUUUUCUUCCUCGAUGGCUGAAUAUCGGUCUUUGGCUCAUGGCUGAGGCCUCGAUUAUUUGUACAGAUAUCUCACAGGUUAUCGGCACAGCAAUUGCCAUCAACCUCUUGAAUCCCAAAAUACCCAUCAUAGGAGGCUGCGCCAUAUCGGUCGCCGACACUCUCUUCAUCCUCUUCUUUUACAGACCAGAUGGAAGCUUGCGGAAACUCCGUCUCUUCGAGAUAUUCGUCUCCAUCUUCGUCAUUGGAAUCUUCAUCAUGUACUGCAUCGAGCUCUCCUACGUCUCAGCACCAGUCCGCGACGUCUUCCGCGGCUAUGUCCCAUCUCGAGAGAUUUUCGUUAGCGACGGAUUGUACGAAUCCUGUGCCCUCCUCGGCGGCACACUCAUGCCCCACACCAUCUACCUGGGCUCCGGGCUCGUCCAAGCACGGAUGCGCGAGCUCGACAGAAUCGACGGCCACCUCCACGAAGUCAAGGCUUCCGACUCCAAGUUCGCCAUCUCUUUAUACCGCCCCACGCUCUCCACAAUCAAAGCCUGCAUGUCCUACACCAUCGCGGAACUCUGCAUCGUGCUCUUCGUCGUCGCCGUGUUCGUCAACUCCGCGGUGCUCAUCGUAGCCGGCGCAGCCUUCACCCCAGAUGCCAGCGACGCCGACCUCCCUGGUCUAUACCAACUCUUCAACGACACGAUCGGGAACGGCACCGGCACGAUCUUUGCUUUGAGCUUGCUGUUUUCAGGAGUCAGUGCAGGCAUCGUGGCCACGAUGGCAGGACAAAUGAUCUGCGAGGGCGCAAUGAACUGGCGCAUGUCUCCGUUCCUCCGCCGCAUCGUCACGAGAACCGUGGCUAUCAUCCCCGCCAUGAUAAUCGCUGCCGCCGAAGGACAAGCCGGCCUCGCAGCCGCGUUGAAUGGCUGCAACGUGGUCCUCUCCUUGGCCCUGAUCUUCCUGACUUUCCCGUUAAUCUGGUUCACCAGCAGACAUAAGUAUAUGACGGUUAGGAUUGAUGAUAGCGCGGACCCGGUGGGGGUUGUGGAUGGGAUACUGUCGUAUAAUACGGAGAGGGCGCUGUGGAAUGAAGGGCAUUAUAGUGAGGGGACUAUUAGUAUGGCGAACAAUUGGACGACGACGAUUGUGGGGUUUGUGAUUUGGUUUAUCAUUGCAGCAAUGAACGUCGCUACGUUGACGUUCUUGGGGCUGGGGAUUGGUGGUGGCGACUAA